Dama dama (fallow deer) is the source of this 1322-nucleotide messenger RNA. RefSeq names its product zinc finger protein 787 (gene ZNF787). Gene Ontology annotation, biological process: regulation of cytokine production; regulation of immune system process; negative regulation of transcription by RNA polymerase II. Lineage: Eukaryota; Metazoa; Chordata; Mammalia; Artiodactyla; Cervidae. The record is from RefSeq and is a predicted model, not a curated record. The transcript is spliced from 3 exons. The coding region runs from base 168 to 1322 and encodes 384 amino acids.
GGGAGCGGCGCGGGCGGAAGCGGCCAGGAAGGUCACUUCCGGCCUGGGCGCCCGUCCCCCUGACCCCAGGGUCUGAGUCGCCGCUGCCGCCGCUGCCACCAUCCGCGAGGGAGGAGAGAGGAGGAGGAGUGCGGCGCGGCGGCCCCGGGACCGAGGAGGGCCCAGACAUGGAGCUGCGGGAAGAGGCCUGGUCUCCGGGGCCGCUGGACUCCGAGGACCAGCAGAUGGCCAGUCACGAGAACCCAGUGGAUAUCCUCAUCAUGGAUGACGACGACGUCCCCAGCUGGCCCCCGACCAAGCUGUCCCCGCCCCCGUCGGCGCCCCCCGCCGGCCCCCCGCCCCGGCCGCGGCCGCCCGCGCCCUACAUCUGCAACGAGUGCGGCAAGAGCUUCAGCCACUGGUCCAAGCUGACGCGGCACCAGCGCACGCACACGGGCGAGCGGCCCAACGCCUGUGCCGACUGCGGCAAGACCUUCUCGCAGAGCUCGCACCUCGUGCAGCACCGGCGCAUCCACACGGGCGAGAAGCCCUACGCCUGCUCCGAGUGCGGCAAGCGCUUCAGCUGGAGCUCCAACCUCAUGCAGCACCAGCGCAUCCACACGGGCGAGAAGCCCUACGCCUGCCCCGACUGCGGCCGCAGCUUCACGCAGAGCAAAAGCCUGGCCAAGCACCGGCGCUCGCACAGCGGCCUCAAGCCCUUCGUGUGCCCGCGCUGCGGCCGCGGCUUCAGCCAGCCCAAGAGCCUGGCGCGCCACCUGCGGCUGCACCCCGAGCUCUCGGGGCCCGGGGUGGCGGCCAAGGUGCUGGCGGCCAGCGUGCGCCGGGCCAAGGCGCCCGAGGAGGCGGCGGCGGCGGACGGCGAGAUCGCCAUCCCGGUGGGCGACGGCGAGGGCAUCAUCGUGGUGGGCGCGCCCGGCGAGGGGGCGGCGGCGGCCGCAGCCAUGGCGGGCGCGGGGGCCAGGGCGCCGGGACCCCGCUCGCGGCGCGCCCCGGCCCCCAAGCCGUACGUGUGCGUGGAGUGCGGGAAGGGCUUCGGGCACGGGGCCGGGCUGCUGGCCCACCAGCGCGCCCAGCACGGGGACGGGCUGGGGGCGGCGGGGGGCGAGGAGCCGGCGCACAUCUGCGUGGAGUGUGGCGAGGGCUUCGUGCAGGGCGCGGCGCUGCGCCGGCACAAGAAGGUGCACGCCGUGGGCGCGCCCUCGGUCUGCAGCCACUGCGGACAGAACUACUACCGGGCGGGCGGGGACGACGACGACGAGGACGACGAGGAGGAGGCGGCGGGCGGGCGCUGCAGCGAGUGCCGCGGCGGGGAGGGCCGGUAG